Molecule: messenger RNA, 339 nt
Organism: Cyclocybe aegerita
Lineage: Eukaryota; Fungi; Basidiomycota; Agaricomycetes; Agaricales; Hemipholiotaceae
Source: the annotation of a GenBank genome assembly
AUGGCAAGGCCAAGACUUACUCGAUACUCCCUCAGCCUCUACUUCACAGCUUUCCAGCUUGUUGGUUCAAUCUCUCCGGCAUCGUUGUUUAUUUCCGCGGAGUUGUUUGUAAAGAUCCCCAUCGCCGGCCGAGUCAAGUUGACCUCAAUCAAGGGAUCUUUGAAAGACGGAGCCUCCGUCACGGCCACCAUUAACGUUGUCGUCGCCAAGGGUAGCGCCAAAUUUACGGCCAAGUCCAACAGUUCCGGGAAACAUGACCUCUACUGCACAUUAUUCGUCAAUGUCGUUCUCUUCGGUGACAUCAACCUCCCCGAUGUCAAGAUUUUCGCCCUUCCGUAA